AUGGGUCCAGGUGCCCAGAUGCGCAAAAAAGUAGCUUUCAAUCAAGUUCUGUUUAUUGUAUGCAUGGCAAAAAAUGCCGUUUGCUACCGUUUUCAUAAGAGUCUCGACCUUGAUGCUUCAAAACACAACAACCAGAUGCAGCAUCCUUCGCCCAACGCGCGAGUCACUGACUCGAGGACAAUGCCCAGUACUGGGCCUACCUAG
Plasmopara halstedii is the source of this 204-nucleotide messenger RNA. RefSeq lists its product as uncharacterized. NCBI's taxonomy places the organism in Eukaryota, Oomycota, Peronosporomycetes, Peronosporales, Peronosporaceae. The coding region runs from base 1 to 204 and encodes 67 amino acids. The transcript is spliced from 2 exons. The record is from RefSeq and is a predicted model, not a curated record.